AUGGCCCAGACGCCACCACUUCGGGCUGCACUCGCCCUUACACCACUCUUCUUCUUCUUCACCUUCUUCCUUUUUACUGGGGCUGUUGUCGGGUGGAGGCCAUGGCCCAGUCAAAAGCCAAACGCUACAGAUUUCUUCUUUGGUGGGUCGAAGAAGUAUGAAGGUUCUUCGGAAUUUGUUCACUUGAAGUACCACAUGGGACCUGUACUCACAUCCAACAUCACUGUUUAUCCCAUUUGGUAUGGCAUUUGGAAAAAAUCCCAGAAACGUAUAAUCCGUGAAUUCAUCAGUUCCUUCUCCAACGUGGACUCUAAGCCGCCGUCGGUUUCGGGGUGGUGGAAAACGGUUCGACUCUACACGGAUCAAACAGGAGCCAACAUUUCUCGCAAUGUCCAUAUCGGGGCGGAGAAAAACGACCGGUUUUACUCCCAUGGAAAAUCCCUAACUCGACUUUCGGUCCAGUCAGUGAUAAAAUCCGCCGUCACUGCCACCACCCGGCCACUUCCGAUCAACCCUAAGAGCGGCGUUUACCUCUUAUUGACCUCCGACAAUGUGUACGUACAGGAUUUCUGCAACAAUGUAUGCGGGUUCCAUUACUUCACCUUUCCCGCCAUUGUUGGGUACACGCUACCGUACGCCUGGGUGGGUAACUCCGCUAAGCUGUGCCCCGGUGUAUGCGCGUACCCGUUCGCCGUACCCGAAUACAUUCCCGGGUUGAAAGCAGUGAAAUCACCAAACGACGACAUAGGAGUGGACGGCAUGAUAAGCGUGAUUGGUCACGAAAUAGCGGAGCUAUCUACCAACCCGUUAGUGAACGCCUGGUAUGCGGGUCAGGACCCGGUUUUCCCAGUGGAAAUAGCAGAUCUUUGUGAGGGUAUUUACGGAACUGGAGGAGGUGGGUCGUACACUGGACAAAUGUUGAACAGCAAAGAUGGUGCCACGUAUAACAUGAAUGGAAUCCGACGAAGGUUCUUGGUUCAGUGGGUUUGGAACCCUAUGGUAAAUUACUGUACUGGCCCUAAUGCACUGGAUUAG
Fraxinus pennsylvanica is the source of this 1035-nucleotide messenger RNA. The record is from the annotation of a GenBank genome assembly. Lineage: Eukaryota; Viridiplantae; Streptophyta; Magnoliopsida; Lamiales; Oleaceae.